Messenger RNA from Carya illinoinensis, 3213 nucleotides. Its product is annotated as FT-interacting protein 1. The coding region runs from base 645 to 3032 and encodes 795 amino acids. The record is from RefSeq and is a predicted model, not a curated record. Lineage: Eukaryota; Viridiplantae; Streptophyta; Magnoliopsida; Fagales; Juglandaceae. The transcript has 2 exons.
ACACCUGUAGUGCAUGGUCCAAGGACUUCCAAUCGAUACCUUGAUAAUUAUGUUCUCUUAUCCUUUUCAUAAAAAAAUAAGUAUUCUUUUUAUCGUUUUAAACCAUCAGAAAAGGCAACAUGAAGCUGGUAAUGGAGUUGCAGAAGCUACAUAAUACAAAGACAGUCAUCUAACCUGGCUAUUGAAGUUGGCUCUGAAAACCACAGAACAGGAACCCUAUUUCCAUCACCACCCCCUUUGGAUUCUAACCUCUAGGAUUCCAAAUGCCUCGAAAUCGCCACUGAGAUCGUGAGUCUCUUGAGAAAAGUUAUCUCACCAUCUUUAUCUUUCCAAAAGGCACUAACAGAACUCAUGGCUCGAAUACAAGUCAUUAAAAGCAGGUGAAGAUUAUCGGCAUUCCAGCUGGUAAAGAAGUUUUUGUAAUGUGUCAAAGAUAUCACGGAUACAAGAGGAGCGAAAGAUCUCUCAACUACCACAGUUCUUGUAUCUGGAUUUCCAGGUGCUCCUGCAGUAGCUAACCAGCUGUGAUACUGUGUCUUAAGAGAAGAGAAGAUCAAAGACCUUGGCAGAAGUACAUUUCAUACCACCACUUGCAUCUACAAAGAUAAGAGACUACCAGAAGAGAGGCACUCAAGCUUGCAGCAAUGAGUUCGAAAGCUGCUCCCAACCAGCAAGAGGACUACAAACUGAAAGACAUGAAACCACGGCUCGGAGAACGGUGGCCACAUGGAGGACUCCGUGGUGGAGGCGGGUGGAUUAGUAGUGAGAGGGCUACAAGCACUUAUGAUCUAGUCGAACAGAUGUUUUAUUUAUAUGUUCGGGUUGUGAAAGCCAAAGAUCUUCCCACCAACCCUAUAACGGGAAGCUGUGAUCCCUAUGUGGUAGUGAAGCUAGGGAAUUAUAAGGGAAAUACUCAGCACUUCGAGAAGAAAAUAAACCCUGAAUGGAACCAGGUCUUUGCAUUCUCAAAAGAGAAGAUUCAGUCUUCAAUUCUCGAAGUUUAUGUCAGAGACAGAGAGAUUGUGGGAAGAGAUGAUUUUCUAGGCAAGGUGGUCUUCGACAUGAAUGAAGUGCCAACAAGGGUUCCACCUGACAGCCCUUUGGCACCUCAAUGGUACAGAUUAGAGAAAUGGCAGGAAGAUACCAAGGUGAAAGGAGAGAUUAUGCUUGCUGUUUGGAUGGGAACACAAGCAGAUGAAGCUUUCCCAGAGGCUUGGCACUCAGAUGCUGCCUCAGUUGAAAGAGAAGGAGUUUUUAACAUCCGGUCCAAGGUUUAUGUUUCACCAAAACUGUGGUACCUCAGACUUAAUGUAAUUGAAGCUCAGGAUGUUGUGCCACAAGACAAAAGCCAACCACCACAAGCUUUUGCGAAGGCUCGAGUCGGAAAUCAGGUACUCAAAACAAAGAUAUGCCCAACACGAACAACCAACCCGCUCUGGAACGAAGAUUUAAUCUUCGUAGUAGCUGAACCUUUUGAAGAGCAGCUGGUGCUUACAGUUGAAAACAAGGUAACCCCUGCAAAAGAUGAAAUUUUGGGAACGAUACACUUGCCACUAACCAUGUUUGAGAGGCGCUUGGAUCACAGGCCAGUCCAUUCUCGCUGGUUCAACUUCGAAAAAUAUGGAUUUGGUACUUUGGAGGGAGACAAGAGGCACGAGCUGUUUGCAGGAAGGGUUCAUCUCAGAGUCUGCCUUGAGGGUGCUUACCAUGUACUGGAUGAAUCUACAAUGUACAUAAGUGAUGUACGACCCACUGCUAGGCAGCUGUGGAAGCAGCCAAUUGGCAUCCUUGAAUUGGGUAUUUUGAGUGCCCAGGGGCUUCUCCCAAUGAAGACCAAGGAUGGCAGGGGAGCUACAGAUGCUUAUUGUGUAGCCAAUUAUGGGCAGAAGUGGGUGCGAACCAGGACAAUCAUAGAAAGCUUCAGCCCCAAAUGGAAUGAGCAAUAUACAUGGGAGGUCUAUGACCCUUGCACCGUGAUCACGUUGGGAGUUUUUGACAACUGCCAUUUGGGUGAAAACAAGAAACCAGCUGCUGGCAGUGGAGCUCGAAUUGACUCAAGAAUUGGGAAGGUAAGAAUCCGGCUAUCAACCCUAGAAAUGGAUCGAAUUUAUAUCAAUUCUUACCCACUCCUGGUUUUACACCCAUCUGGAUUGAAAAAGAUGGGUGAACUCCAAUUAGCAGUUCGAUUCACUUGUCUCUCUCUAGCAAAUAUGAUCUACCUCUAUGGCCACCCAUUACUCCCAAAAAUGCAUUAUCUACAUCCCUUCACCGUGAACCAGUUGGAUAGUUUGAGAUAUCAGGCCAUGAACAUUGUAGCAGUGAGGCUAGGUCGAGCGGAGCCACCACUAAGAAAAGAGGUUGUUGAGUAUAUGCUGGAUGUCGAUUCCCACAUGUGGAGCAUGAGACGGAGCAAAGCUAACUUCUUUAGAAUCGUAUCACUGUUUUCAGGAGUAAUCUCUAUGAGCAAGUGGCUUGGAGAGGUUUGUCAUUGGAAGACCCCAGUUACUUCAGUUCUGGUUCAUGUCCUGUUUAUCAUACUGAUCUGCUACCCAGAAUUGAUCCUUCCAACCAUCUUCCUGUACAUGUUUCUUAUCGGGAUAUGGAAUUACCGGUUCAGGCCUAGGCAUCCUCCUCAUAUGGAUACUAAACUUUCAUGGGCAGAAGCAGUUCACCCGGAUGAACUGGAUGAAGAGUUCGACACUUUUCCUACAUCUAAGUCUCAAGAUGUAGUACGUAUGAGGUAUGAUAGGCUCAGGAGUGUAGCUGGAAGAAUUCAGACGGUGAUGGGGGACAUUGCAACACAGGGGGAGAGAUUUCACGCUCUACUUAGCUGGAGAGACCCAAGAGCAACCAGCCUCUUCAUUAUUUUCUGCCUUAUUGCAGCUGUUGUUCUUUAUGUGACACCCUUUAGGAUAGUUGCUUUUGUUGCAGGCAUAAUUUGGCUACGACACCCCAGAUUCCGAAGCAAGCUACCCUCACUACCCAGCAAUUUCUUCAGGAGACUGCCAUCUCGUGCUGAUAGCAUGCUUUGAGCUGAAAGAAGAUGGCACAAGCAACUUGUCGUUUGACUGUCAAAAUCAUAUUGCAUUUCUUUUUUACUGUUUGUUUUAUUGAAGUCAGCAUGGUUGUAUUUUUUUUAAUUCUAAGUUUUUCUGGUGUUUGGAACUUGAUUAUCUCUAGAAAAAAUAUGUUAUUCCAAAAUUUUUCCACAAA